Messenger RNA from Eruca vesicaria subsp. sativa (arugula), 750 nucleotides. Lineage: Eukaryota; Viridiplantae; Streptophyta; Magnoliopsida; Brassicales; Brassicaceae. The record is from the annotation of a GenBank genome assembly.
AUGUCAGUCUACAAUAAACUUUCCGAGAUUUCUUAUAACCCCAAGGUCAGGGUUUGGCGUUUCAGAGUCAAACUACACAGGAUCUACCUUUUUUGUUCCUAUGUUACCAACAGGGGACCCUUCUAUACCUAUGUCCUAGCAGAUGAAGAUGGGUCCAAGAUGGAGAUGACCGUCUAUGGGGAUUAUGAAAGGUUUAGAGGCCUUGAGAACCAGAAGAGAAAAUGGGUGGAAAUCUUUGUGGUAGAAGUUGAACGUUGCUAUCUAGGUUUCCAGGCAACUAACGCUUGGUUCAAACUAACUGCUAUGCCCAUCACACAAGUCCGCAUCAUCGAUCCUCUUAACGAUCAGCUUUUCAUUGUCUUCAAGAACAUUCAUGCAAUCCCUCACAUGUCCCACAGGGAACAAAACUAUCCCAUAGAUAUAAUGAGAGUGGUCUUCAACACGGAAGCCCAUUUCGAUGACCCUCGAGGACCAAGGAUGAUAAAAUGUGUGGCAACUGGCAAACAUGCCUAUGACUUCCGGGAUGGUCUUGAAAACAUGAAAGGUGGACAAGUGAUUGUGGCUCUUAAGAUGUGGAGGGUCUGGAAGUUUUGGAAUUAUUUUGGUCCUCCUGAUAUAUGGCUUGAGACCGAAGGUGGAAUUUCAGACUUCAGGUUCAAUCCGCGUUUUUCCGAGAUUGAGAACUUCAUGCAGUCUCUACUAAACAGCGACCCUUAUGUUCUGAAAUAUGGGGUUGAAGGUCUUGUGUAA